UGUUCAUUUAUCAAUUGUUAAAUAAAAGUCCAUGUUUUAAUACAGGAACAAAUCUACAAAUUUAUCUGUCUAUCUAUCUCACUAACUGUGAUCUCCCUGAGGCCCAAUCAAACACCAUAUUUGAGUUGGUUUCCUUCUCAUUUAUACUUCCUUCUUCCAGCAUCCAUCCUUCCAGCAUCCAUCCUCCUAUACCCUUUAUUCUUCCAUAUCCUUCCAUCCUUCCAGCAUCCAUCCUUCCAGUGUCUUCUUCACUUUAACCUUCUGUCCCAGUGUGUCUGUUUCCUAAUCUAUCUGUCCAUGUCUUUAUAGGAAUAUUAUUCAUAAUCUGUAAAUAUAAUGGACGUAAUGAUCAGAUCAAACCUUGUCCGUAAACAGAAGACGAUGUUUGAACAGGUUUUAAUCCAAACCUUCGUCAGAGAUUUCUAUGUAAAUGUUACAAGUCUUAAUUUUGAAUUUACAGAGUUGGAAAAUUAAAGAUGGCCGAUUUAAAAUGGCGGUCUUAAGAAAAAAAUGGCAGAUUGAAUUCUCAAGCGAUUAAAAUGUAGAACGGCUAGAUUUAAAAAGAGAAAUAAUAUGUACAUAUUUAUGUACAUGGUGCUCCCAGUUUUAAUCUUGCCUCGACAACACUAAAAAGAAAUGUACACAAGGAAAAAGGCCUGGAACCCAGGGAUGAAGAAGGAAAAGAAGGGUGACGGCGGCGGCGGGGGGCGGUUGAGAAUAUUUAGCUCAUUCAGCCGGGGUAAGGCGGGGAUAUUAGGAGUGGGAGACACGGCGGGAACCGCCCCUAAACUUCAGUCUGAUCCCGUCUUGUUGGCGAUUAAACGGCGGGAUGAGGAACAAAUUGAUGGAUUCGGUGGGAACAAUUUUACAAGAUGUUCUGAAGAUUCAAAAAGAAAAGACUCCAAGCCCCGUCGCCUGCCAACUAGGAGUUACUCCCUGUCCCUCCAAACCAGCGACUCCGUCGACUUCUCCCCCUCUAAAUGGAGUUCCAAGGAGCACCUCUCUUCGCGGUUCGACUCCCUACCCAAGUUCACCAGCAUUGGGGAGUCACUGCAUACCCUGACAAACCGCCCCCUACCCGCCCUACCCACUAGGGGAGAAACCCUACCCAAACUAAGUAAAGGCGAAGUUCUUCAGAAAUUAGUCGGACGGGGUGAAACCCUGCCUAAACUAUCUCCUAGUCCUAAGAAAACGCGCCAUUUUAGCAAAAAACGCGAGAAGAAGCGAAAAGUAGAAAAUCUGCAAAUCGAGCACCCCCACUUAGCACACCUAAACCCAGAGUACGAAAUAGAAAGAUUUGAACGGGAGUUUGUGAAACCAAUGCUGGAUUCAAGAAAGCUUCUAAAUCAAGCAGAAACUAAGAGCAGCAUAGAUCUAAGAGCAGCUGCAGAUGAGCAGCUCAAUACCAGCCUUCCUACCAUGCAUCUGCAGCUAGAUAAGCGGUUAAACUCCCGAAGAAGAAAAAGAAAAGAGCAGCGUGCUGCUCUGGCAGAAAAAGCUGCUCAUGAUACCACGACGGAGGAGCAGCCAGAGCUUGAAGCAGCAGAGCGUCUCCGUUUAGAGGAGAGACUAGGAGGGGAGGAGAAUGAGCGUGUUUCUAGUUCAUCAAAUUCUGUAACAGAUUCUAACUACGAUUCAGGGGCGUUCUCCCGUACCUCAACCCCCGAGAUAGUUGCAGGGCCCGGGUUUACCUCCCUACCCCCUCUCACCUCCCCGCCCUUGGUUCUAUCCUUGAUAAGGAGCGGUGAUGCGAGGCUUGUCAACGGUCAGCUUGUUUUAGCUUGUCUCAGCGCAGCUGGGUCCUCCAGUCUAUUCGACCUGGAUAAAAUAGGACAAACCGGAGGCAUUGAAAUCACCAGCUCCUUUCAGGCUAUUCGAGCUGAUAUAGACACUGUAGACUCGCAAGACUCGCUAGUUCAAAACCAAGAAACCGACCAUUCAGGGGCAGUUACAAUAUCAAUUGGGCCGAGUACAAAGCUACAUGUGAAUGAAGAAAGUUCCUUGAGUGAGAAGAAAUAUGUAUCUUUAUCCAACCUGGAGUCUAGAACUAGACACGGGGACAGGUUUAUCUCCCUGGCAAACUAUAGCUCCGAAUCCAAACUAGGACGGGACGGACGAGCUAGGACCAGGAUUCCCUACAUGGGAACGUCUCGCCUUGGAACUCCUCCCAUGGAACGUGUAAAUACCCCACCCCGUUCCCUGGAACGUAACCGUAUCUCUACCGUGUUCCUUCAGAAAACCUCUACUCCAACCCAAGGUUCAAGGACGGAUCCAGGUUCUCCAGGUGGAGUACAACAGACGGAAAGUUUCUACGCUAGACGAGCAACUACUUUUCUCCGGGACAUAUUAAACAUAGGAGGGGAUAGUAAGGACGAGCUACCCCGGAGUAAGGAUGAGGUUAGAGGACGGAGAGCUGGCUCUACAACUUCACAAACUAGUUCACAAGAGAGCUCAGGAGUCUCCAGUUGUAGCUGUAGCUCAGUGGUCACCGUUAACGGUCAGCAUCAUUGUAUUCAGGUCCUGGAGAACCAUCGGUCAGUCCGAUCCAGUUCAAAACUGAACCUGGAGAACAAUUCAUCCUGCGAUGAAAGUUUAUCAACCUGCUCUGAUUGUGAUUUUACUCCGAUUAUUCUUCAGAUUUAGUUUAUAAAGUUAUUAAUUCAUAUUUUUCCAAAGUUCCUUUUUUUAAAACCUUUUUUUGCGUUUUUAUUUCUUUAUUGAUCAAUUACCGGAGUUUCGUUCAAAAUACUUCUGUUUACUUGCACAAUAUUUGCAACACAAUCCAGUGCAAAAUACGUCAAAAUUUUGCAGAAUCAACUCCGUAAAAGUUGUUCGUUUUAACCUAGCGCCCCCCCCCAUAACUUCCCGCACAUUUUCGGAAUUAAUUCACCAUUCGCCCCCCCCUCACUCAAAAUGGCAAAUUCAUUUAUGCGUAAAAUGCGUCAGAAGCCAAUCUACAUAUAUUUAAACAUGAUAUUCCUAUAAUGUGCCAAAGAGCUUCAAGGUUAAAAUUUUAUUUACUUUAAACAUUUUUAUAGUUUUGUUCAUUUUAUUCUAGAAUCUAGAGAUAUUAUGAAUUUGUACAAAAUGUCCUUUUUUGCUCAAAUAAUGAUUUAUAUUUAAAUAUAAUUUUUAAUGUAAAA
This is a messenger RNA of Eurytemora carolleeae, 3143 nucleotides long. RefSeq lists its product as uncharacterized. The record is from RefSeq and is a predicted model, not a curated record. Lineage: Eukaryota; Metazoa; Arthropoda; Copepoda; Calanoida; Temoridae. The transcript is spliced from 5 exons. The coding region runs from base 637 to 2643 and encodes 668 amino acids.